This is a messenger RNA of Eimeria acervulina, 495 nucleotides long. RefSeq lists its product as hypothetical. The transcript has 4 exons. The record is from RefSeq and is a predicted model, not a curated record. NCBI's taxonomy places the organism in Eukaryota, Apicomplexa, Conoidasida, Eucoccidiorida, Eimeriidae. The coding region runs from base 1 to 495 and encodes 164 amino acids.
AUGUUUCCCUGGAAACUUGCAGACCUUAUACUGCAAGGGGUAAGAGCCAGCUUCACCUCGAAGUACAGUGUGGUGGGAGUCUUCAAGGUUAAGGUAGGAUUCUUGAAUAUUCAUAAACAACUCUUCAUGCUGUUGGAAGCAGAGCGGACGCCCCAGCCUGAGAACACAACACAGACGAUUGAUCCCGAUAGCUUGCAGACCUUAUACUGCAAGGGUAGCCUCCAUGUUGUCCUUCUCGCAACGGCGUUUCAGCGGCUAUGUGAGGCAGCGGGGGGAAGUUUCGCCGAUUUCCCCAACAGGUUUAAGAAGACAGCAUUCAUGCAGUGUGCCGAAAUCCGCAGCAAUACUUUGCUACCUCACGAGGUUAGGGGUCGCCAGCCAGCCCCAACAUCGAGUCAAGCAAUGGUGUUUCAGUGUAGACCAGGGGAGUUGAAGGUCCGCAGGUUGACAACUGCACUGCUAUUUUACAAACGCACCUACGGGAAGGAAGGUUGA